AUGCGGCCUGUCCACCUUUCGAACGGGUUCCCGCACCGCCUUGAGGAAAGACGCCGGCCUGUAACUUACCCUCACGUGCUUGUGGAGGCUUCGCUGGGGAGGAAGCGGACGACGGUGGAGGCCCCCCAAGAGUUUGAGGUUCCUGAACGGGUCGUUUAUGGGGAAAAGGUCCAGCAGCACGUUGAUGAGGUGGAUGCGGAGGAAACUGUGCAGGCUUUGCGGCGGACGCCAGUGAAGGCCCCCGAAGAGUUUGAGACCGAGUGUCCUGAACGGGUCGUUUGGGAGGGAAAGGGCCAGCAGCAUGUUGAUGAGGAGAUUGCGUGGGCGACUGAAGUCCAUGAGAGGGACGAGGAGGUGAACCAUAAACCAGUUGGCUUGAAGAAGGUUUGCGUGGAAGAGGGUCACGAGUGGGAACUCGCCCGGGCGGCAUAA
Molecule: messenger RNA, 432 nt
Organism: Eimeria acervulina
Lineage: Eukaryota; Apicomplexa; Conoidasida; Eucoccidiorida; Eimeriidae
Exons: 3
Coding region: 1-432 (143 amino acids)
Source: RefSeq, a predicted model, not a curated record